Molecule: messenger RNA, 303 nt
Organism: Linum tenue
Lineage: Eukaryota; Viridiplantae; Streptophyta; Magnoliopsida; Malpighiales; Linaceae
Source: the annotation of a GenBank genome assembly
CAAACAUCUCCAAAGAAUAUCCUUUAUUCUGGAAGUUUGCUCAAAUCGAUCCUGGAGGUGGAGGCCAUGUUUCGUUUUGGCAUGAUAAAUGGAUCUCGUGCUCUAUUCUUGUUGUUGGCUACCCGAGGGUUGCUGUUGCUGCCUCUAAUCCGGCUGCUCGGAUCGUUGAUAUCGCCUCCUUCACCGAUAAUGAGUCCUUGCAGGAUUACAUGGUUACCGAAACCAUAUGGCUGCUUCUCUGUUAGUUCGACAUACAAACAAAUGAUGUUAGAGAAAUUCCCUGAUAUUCAGAACUUUGAGGCU